CUGACCAGAGUCCAGGAUCCUCUGGUGCCUGUUUAGCCCGCUUUCCCAUUGGCUGCUGGGACCCACCCCUUUGGGUUCCUCCCCCUGCCUUGCAGCUCUCUGAGAGACUUUCCCUUGGGAGACAACAGCACUAUGACUGACAAGCCUGUCCUCUAUUCCUAUUUCCGAAGCUCCUGUUCAUGGAGAGUUCGAAUAGCUCUGGCACUGAAAGGCAUUGACUAUGAGACAAUCCCCAUCAACCUCGUAAAGGAUGGGGGGCAACAGUUCUCUGAGGAAUUUCAGACCCUGAAUCCCAUGAAGCAAGUGCCAACCCUGAAGAUUGAUGGAAUCACCAUUGGCCAAUCACUGGCCAUUGUGGAGUACCUGGAAGAGACUCGGCCCACCCCACGUCUCCUGCCUCAAGACCCAAAGAAAAAAGCCAUUGUGCGCAUGAUUUCUGACCUCAUCGCUAGUGGCAUCCAGCCCCUUCAGAACCUGUCUGUCCUGAAGCAAGUGGGACAGGAGAACCAGCUGCCUUGGGCACAGGGGGCCAUUACUUCUGGCUUUAAUGCUCUGGAGCAGAUUCUGCAAAGCACAGCAGGGAAGUACUGUGUAGGGGAUGAGGUAUCCAUGGCUGAUGUGUGCUUAGUGCCCCAGGUGGCAAAUGCUGAAAGGUUCAAGGUGGACCUCAGCCACUACCCUACCAUCAGUCACAUCAACAAAACCCUGCUGGCCUUAGAGGCUUUCCAAGUGUCUCACCCCUGUCGACAGCCAGAUACACCUGCCGAGCUGAGGGCAUAGCUCCCAAACCAUGCCCCAUUGGUACAGGGAAGGGAAUCGGGCUCAGAUACUGGGUAAGCUGGACAGGCUCAGAAAUGAGUGAAUUGUAGCAGAGGACUUAAACUUGACCCUUUCCCACAGGAAGUAGCAGAAACUCUUGGAAGUCCGUGACAUUCUUUUGAGGCCCCCAGGAUUAGUUUUCUCUAGAGAAAUGAAAUUAGUAGGAUAUAUCUCCCAUCAACUUCAUCUUGCCUUAAUCCUCUCAUCUGCCAUGUUAGGAUUGAGCGUGGGCAGACACAUGACUGCUAUAAUGGCUAAUGCUGUCAGCUUGAAAAAAACCUAGUCACCUGGAUGAAGGGCCUUUAGGAAUGUCUGUGGGGGGUUAUAUUGGGAGACCAUCAUGAGUGAUAGUGGAACCCUGGGAUGGUGGAGGAUCCCCUGGGAUGGUGGAGGAUCCCCUGGGAUGGCGGAGGAUCCCCUAGGUAGAAGAUUCCAGAGCCUGUAAAAGCAGAGAAAGAGCUGAGCACUGUUGCGUAUAUAUCCGUUGCUGCUUUCUCCUGACUGGAUGCAGUGUGAUCAGCCACUCCCACUGAUGCUGUGACUUCCCUGCCAUUGUGGAUUGUAACCUGGAACUAUGAGUGAAAAUAAAACCUUUUGUCCUUUA
This is a messenger RNA of Phodopus roborovskii (desert hamster), 1423 nucleotides long. It is a transcript of the gene Gstz1, whose product is annotated as glutathione S-transferase zeta 1. Gene Ontology annotation, biological process: L-phenylalanine catabolic process; glutathione metabolic process. Bases 133 to 780 code for a protein of 215 amino acids. NCBI's taxonomy places the organism in Eukaryota, Metazoa, Chordata, Mammalia, Rodentia, Cricetidae. Gene Ontology annotation, molecular function: glutathione transferase activity; maleylacetoacetate isomerase activity. Gene Ontology annotation, cellular component: cytoplasm; mitochondrion. The record is from RefSeq and is a predicted model, not a curated record. The transcript has 9 exons.